AGGUUAUGCGGCGGCGCAGGCGGCAGAGCUGUCUGUAUGGUCGAACAUGUCUUCAAGGAAAUGAGCGAAGUGGGACCAUUUUGGAUUGAAACAUGGACUGAUCAUGUGUCUCUGCUGAAAUCUGACUGAGAAGUAGGCUGCUCCAAGCCUGCCCUGAGGAGUGCUUGGAGGUGUGUGCUUCUACACUGCUACUUCUCCAGCUUGAACAAGCACCUUGACAGGAUGUCUGUGAGAGAACGACAGCGUCCGUGGUCUGUGUACAGAGCUUCCACACUGGACAUGUCCUCUGAGAUGCUUGGCCUGGCACUGGCAGGGAACAGUCAGGACCCAGACGAGCCCGUGUUGGAGUUCAGCCUCGCCUGCAGUGAGCUGAUUACACCGUGUUUGGACCGUAAACCCAACAGCUUUGUGGCUGUGAGCUGUACAACGCCACCUCAAGCCUUCUGGACCAAGCAUGCACAGACCGAGAUCAUCGAGGGUACAAUGAAUCCCACCUUCUUAAGCAGUGUGGCCUUCUUCCAGGAUUCCUUCAUCAAUCAGCAGACACAGAUCAAACUCUCAGUGUACGACGUGAAGGACCGCUCGCAGGGCACGAUGUAUUUAUUAGGCUCAGCGAUGUUCACAGUGAAAGAACUACUGCAGGACAAGAACUACACACUCCAGCUGCCACUCAGUUCGGCGGAGAACGUGCAUGUGGGAAAUAUCACAGUUAUCGCCUGGCAGCUGGAGGAGAAGCGGGAGCAGCGGGCGCCAUUAACCCAUCUACCAGAUACCAUCAACGGCAGGACAGUCCUUCCUGUCGAUGAGAGUCUGACAGAAUCAAUAGGAAUUCGAGCCAAAUAUGCUUCUUUAAGUAAAGACACGCUCCUGCGGUCAGUCUUUGGGGGAACCAUGUCCCGUAUGUACCGCUUCCCCACCACUGACGGGAAUCACUUGCGCAUUCUGGAGCAGAUGGCGGAGAGUGUGCUGUCUCUCAACGUCCCACGGCAGUUUGUGAAGCUACUGCUGGAAGAGGACGCUGCCAGAGUAUGUGAGCUGGAAGAGCUGGGGGAAUUAUCUCCAUGUUGGGAGAAUCUCCGGCGGCAGAUCGUAACACAAUACCAGAGCGUUAUUCUCGCUUAUCAGGAGACGCUGAAACAUCUGCAGGACUACAAGGGCCCUUCAUUCAAAGCAAGCAACCUCAAAGCUGACAGGAAGUUGGAGUUCAUGUCCACUAACCUUCACGUGCAGAGGAUGAGAGUGCAGGACGACUCUGGGUUUGAUCAUACAUAUGAUGUGGUGACGAUCGGUGCUCCAGCAGCUCACUGUCAGGGCUUUAAAAACAACGGCCUGCGCAAACUCGUCCAGAAAUUCGAGGAGGCCAAGAAACACAGCUCUCAGAGCAGCUCCCAGUCCAUCAUGUACAUCCCUCAGGACAUCGUCCGCGCCAAAGAGAUCAUCUCACACAUCAACACUCUGAAGACUCAGGUCAGCUACUACGCCGAGCGCCUCUCCCGCGCCGCCAAGGAGCGCUCUGCCAACGGCCUGGAGAGAACGCUCACAAUACUGGCAGACAAGACACGGCAGCUUGUAACGGUAUGUGACUGUAAGCUACUGGCAUCGGCUGUGCAGGCCCUAAACGCCGCCAGGCCAGAGUACAUCGCCUCCAAGAACUCCCCAUCAGCCGACUCAGAGCAUGUGGUGCUACGCAAUGACCAGGACACACUGCUAGCCAAGUGGAGCAACAACCGCUCAUCCCUACAUGCCGACUGGCAUGAAGAGGAGUGGGAGAAGGUGUGGGUGAAUGUGGAUAAGAGUCUGGAGUGCAUCAUCCAGCGGGUAGAUAAGCUCCUGCAGAGAGAACGCUUGCGCAGCAGCAGCAGUGAGGACAUGUUCCAGGCCGACCAACAGAGCACUGUUCCUAAGAAAGGUAACGAGAGGUGUCAAGCGUUCUGGAUCAACCCAGUCUGCACGAAUGAGUGUCCAUCAGCACCUUCACCGGAGCAGCCUUGUUCAUCUUCUUCACCACCUUCACCUUCAUCCUCAUCAUCACUGCCUGCUCUGAACCCUGCAUGUCCCCUUAAUACAGAAAAUCAAGCCUAUGGCAGUAGCAGCAGAGAGGAGAGUUACCCAGGUGAGUGGAGUGAGGCACUGUAUCCCCUGCUAACCACACUAACAGAGUGCGUGGCAAUGAUGAGUGACAAGGCAAAAAAGUCAAUGGUGUUCCUGCUAAUGCAAGACCGAGCACCAACCAUCGCCAUGGACCUCAGUGUGCAGUACCGCCGAGACGUGGUCUUCUGCCAGACACUUACUGCUCUUAUUUGUGGCUUUAUCAUUAAACUGAGGAAUUGUCUCCGUGACGACGGCUUCCUGAGGCAGCUAUACACCAUUGGACUGCUUGCUCAGUUUGAAAGUCUGCUGAGUACCUAUGGAGAGGAACUAGCCAUGCUUGAGGAUAUGAGUGUGGGGAUCAUGGACUUAAGGAACGUAACAUUUAAGGUGACUCAGGCUGUGUCGACAUCCUCUCCGGACAUGCUGCCUGUGAUCACGGGGAACCGCGACGGCUUUAACGUGCGCAUUCCACUGCCAGGGACCAUGUUCGAUGCGCUGCCACGGGAAAUUCAGAACGGCAUGCUUCUGCGCGUGCAGCCUGUUCACUUCAAUGUUGGCAUCAAUGAGCAGCAAACGCUCGCUGAGAAGAUCGGGGACACGUCCCUGCAAGAGAUCAUUAAUUCUGAGAGUCUGGGACGUCUGAAUUCCUACUAUGAACAGUUCAAGGAGGUUUUACCAGAUGACUGCCUCCCUCGUUCCCGGAGUCAGACGUGUCUUCCUGAGCUAUUGCGCUUCCUUGAUCAGAAUGUUCAUGCUAGAAAAAACAAGAAUGUUGACAUCCUUUGGCAGGCUGCAGAGAUCUGCCGGAGGCUAAACGGUGUACGUUUUACAAGCUGUAAGAGUGCGAAAGACCGCACAGCCAUGUCCGUCACACUGGAGCAGUGUCUUAUCCUGCAGCAUGAGCAUGGCAUGGCACCCCAGGUCUUCACUCAGGCCCUCGACUGCAUGCGGAGUGAGGGCUGCCGGCGUGAGAACACAGUGAAGAACGUUGGCUGUCGCAAGUACGCUUUCAACUCUUUCCAGCUGAAGGCUUUCCCUAAGAAUUACCGCCCUCCUGAGGGGACGUUUGGCAAAGUGGAGACAUGAACACGACGAGGACCAGGCUUGUGCAAAACGGAGAGAUUAGUCCAAAGUGGAUGAGUAUAUCAUCAUAGAAAAAUCACUAUAACUGGUAUGUAAAAUAUGCUGUAUUCAGUCUAGACCUUACACUGAUAUUAGAAUGUGGGCCUCAUAGGACACUCAUAGCACAUCACACGUUUCUGAUCCCACCUUCCAGUGAAUGCAUUCGCUCUAAACAAAUAAUAAUAAUAAUAAUGAACCAUUCCAUUAGUUCACAUCAUUCCCAGAUUACUACAGCAUUGCCAAAAGCACCUUUUGGUAGGCAUAGUCUCUUUCCAUAGGUAAAUAAUAUUAAAUACAGUAGAGUCCAAAAUUUAGAGCUUAAUGGACACAGAUACAAAAUUGUGCCUAGUUGAUCUGUAUAUGCUUGGUUGCCUGGGAAAACCUUCACGUGGUGAAAAUUAAUAUUUUCUGCUCAAAUCAGUCUCUUUAGUCUCUUCUCCUGAGGUAAAUGUCACUCACAGAUUUUGACAAACAUCAUCUCUUCACUCUGCACUAACAUCAGUGCUGAAAUUAUUCUCUUGGCAGAUUUUCCCCCAUUUAAAUUUUUUAUUUGUAUGCAAAAAUUUAAAGGUAGACCACCUUUCAGAUUUUUCAACUUUAGGUCAUAAAAAGAAUUUUCCCUGAUACCCAAUUGUUUUUGUUUAGUGGACCGAAAGCAACUGAAUUCAAAUCACAGACUUCCAAUUUUAUUAUUAUUAUUUUUUUAAAUACAACAAUUAAUGAAUUUAGAACCACGUGGCCCUAAAGUCUCCCCUGCUUCACCAUGACCCAAUUCAAGAUACUACGCCAUGCAUUACGUGGUGGGCUUUCCCCGUUCGCGCAAGGCAUUGUGGGAUGCAAAUGUGAAACAGGAGAGAAAAAUGGAGGACGUGAGUGUGCAAAUGAAACGUGAAAGACUGACUACAGUAACGGAAAUUGAAAAGACGUUAUGUUGCGAAGGAAAGGAAAUGCAGGACCAAACUAAUAAAUAUCGGCGGUCCGCAAGCACCUUGGUGUGAUCAGCUGUUUGUUUCGUGACAGAAUGAUGUAACUAUCAGUGCACGGUCAAGUUAAACCUGUAGAUGGCAGUAAAGCAACAGUGGAUGCCAGCUACCAUAAAACCCAAAAGAAGAAGGUAAAGCUGCACAUGCGCACACGGACUUCCUCUGUCUGCUUGAUUGCACAAAAGGAGUGAUUUCAUGCAUGUUAUUUGCUAGGGAAUCCCCUCAAAUUAAAAAACUUCCCAGCCACAGAAUGGCUUUUAUUUAUUUUUUUAUUUAUUAUUUUUUAAUAGAUAUUGUAGAAAUAAACAUUGUGAUCUAUGACCAUAUUUCAGAGGGAACUAAAUUUCACCGAUUUUAUGAAAUCGAAAGACCGUCUAGCUUUAACUUUCUUCACUCCAGUGUCUACAUUGCCAUCACUCCCAUGUCCGUGACAGCAGAUAACUUCAUGUCUACUAUUUAGACCUUUUACAGACUAAAUCCAUCUGUGGAAGUCAGAGCGGGUGGGUGGAGCACAGAAGUACUGCAGGCCAGAACUGAGUUCCAAAACUCUUUUAUUUUUGCUUUUCAGCUGUAACUUUUCACACUCUCCCAGUCGCGCACACACACAUACACACAAGUCAUCUGGUGCGGGAGAGAGCCCCCUUCCUCUGCCCUCUCCUUAUAUAGAGCGUGGUUGCUGGGAAGACACACAAACACAGGUUAAUUCACAUCAGGUGUAGUGAUUCUGCCACUUACCUUCCCUGACUCUGCCCUCCGGUCACAGACCGACACUUGACCACACCCCCACUGCCACAUACCCCCACCGCCCGACUCAGGCUGGGCAGCCGUCCGGCCCACAGCCGACCCCCCCCCCCUUGACAGGAGAGAAAGUCCGCCACGACCUUCUGCACCCCCGGCCUGUGGACCACCUUGAAGUUAAAGGGUUGGAGUGCCAGAUAGCAAUGGGUGAUCCGUGCGUUGGCAUCCUUCAUGCGGUGGAGCCACUGGAGGGGCGCGUGGUCCAAACAGAGGGUGAAAGGGCGUCCCAACAGGUAGUAACGGAGGGCGAGGACCGCCCACUUGAUGGCCAGGCACUCCUUCUCUAUGGUGCUGUAGCGCCCCUCGUGCACUGACAGCUUCCGACUAAUGUACAGCACUGGGUGAUCCUCCCCCUCCACCUCCUGGGACAAAACAGCCCCCAGCCCUCUGUCCGACGCGUCCGUCUGCAAUAUAAAAGGGAGAGAAAAGUCAGGGGAGUGUAACAGUGGCCCCAUACACAGUGCAGCCUUUACCUUAGAAAAAGCCUGCUGGCAUUGCUCCGUCCACUGGACCGGAUCUGGUGCCCCCUUUUUAGUGAGAUCAGUCAGCGGGCUGGUGACAUCCGAAUAAUUAGGUAUAAACCUACGAUAAUAGCCAGCCAGCCCCAGGAACUGUCUCACCCCCUUUUUGGUCUUGGGCCUCGGGCAGGCCGCAAUCGCUGCAGUCUUGUUAAUUUGGGGACGCACCUGCCCAUUGCCCAAGUGGAAGCCCAGAUACCAUACUUCCACCCGCCCAAUCGCACACUUCUUCGGGUUGGCUGUGAGACCCACCCGUCUCAGCGACCGAAGGACGGCCCUCAGGUGUUGUAGGUGCCGUGGCCAGUCAUUACUAUAAAUGAUGAUGUCGUCGAGGUACGCGGCAGCGUAGGUGGCGUGGGGGCAGAGGACCCUAUCCAUCAGCCGCUGAAACGUCGCGGGCGCCCCAAACAGCCCAGAAGGAAGUGUGACAAACUGGUGUAAGCCGAACGGUGUGGAAAAGGCCGUUUUUUCUCGGGAUAGUGGAGUCAAGGGGAUCUGCCAAUAACCCUUUGUGUCAUCAUGUACGAAAACAAUUUUUGGGCUUGGAGUGAAGCCCAUGGCUGGUGGAACACUGCUCCCAGUGGCAAAAAUUAGCACGUGGCUUGGGGUUAAGGCAGCGAUGAACUGCUUCUGUUUCUCGCUGAGGUCUUGGUCCUCCAGUAGAUCCAGGAGUUCAUGGUUUUCAAUGCAUUGAAGAAAGUCUUUAAAUCUGACAACAACAAGCUGACAACAACAAAGAGGUUUAGCCCUUCUGUUGCUGCCAAUGACAGAAUAUGAGGGCUUAAAAAGACCGGCCAUGGUGUCCGCAUUGCUGGACAGGCGCUGAAGAUCCAAUAAAGCCCUCAUUCCUUGGUGCUGUCGAAGAAGGUCCAGUACCCCAUAAUGAGACAAGCCAUGAAUAAGCUCAUCCAGGCAUGGUUUCCUGUGCAUAAUUCCCCAGUAUUCUGUGGCGGCUCGAACGAAGUCCGAUUUGUUGUUUAAUGAUAUUGCACUUGGCCAUCCUUCAAUGGUGUAGCGCCACUCGCAGCCAUCAAGUGCCUCCUGAAGCUCUGCUUCAUUGGCAGACAUUUCAAUCUUACGCAGUGAUUCCCUGACAUCCACCUCAGGAAUGUCUUCCAGGUGCACUUGAGUUUGUUUCAUGUCCCCAGACAAAAUGUAAUCCACCACUGAUGGAGCGAAAAAGGAUGGCGCUUGACCUCCUUGAACUAUAAUAGUGGUGAGCAUCUGUCCGAUGACUUGGAAAGUGCCAUUGCUUAUGAGGCUGACAUUUACUUUCGGAAUAAAUCCAUUGCUCGUCUCUUGAAAGCCUCCACUGUCCUCAAAAAUGGCCUUUCCAAGGAGCCUGAAAAACUCCGUUCUUGGCCCACCUUCAUCGAUGGCAUCUUCUUCUCUUUUGUCACAUGCAAAGGUCACGCUUAAGAGCCCUGCUUUUUGGGUGAAGGUCCGCCUUCGAAACUGCUCAAUUGCAGUAUUCCACACCGCCUUCCUGCUUAUGAAGAUUGUCCUUGAGGGUGGGACCACCACUCUGUCACUGUGAGCAGAGAGGAUGCCUGCCAUUUCCUCCACAGACAAACCAUCUGCUGCUCUAAUGAAAGGUGGAGUGUGGGAAUCCUCAUAGGAGUCAAGGCUUUCCAAAAUGGCCUCCUGAAUGUCAUCCUCAUCUGAAGAAAUAGCUACAAAAUCGGCAAACUGAAUUGAAUGGUUUCUUUGCUCUGCAGCCACUUCUUCUGUGUUAGUUGGAAUUACCACACAGUCUUCCUCAUCACUGCUUUCAUUUGGUUCCACUCUUCGCCUUGUUGUUGGUGGAGAACUGUCUGUUUCCUGACCGUCUGACAAUUCAGGCUCAGACUCACAACAAAAACUCUCAGAUAAUAUAUACAAAGCUCCUUGGCCACAGAGACUUAACACUUCAGAUCCAUUCCAUACAAAAGUGGAACUUGUUUUCGGUAACAUCAAAAACCGAGCACCUGGCAAACACUGAAGAAAUUGAAAUCCCAUCUGAUCUGGUUGAUGACACUUAUCUUUGAACAGUGAGCGGAUUUCAUCUCUGACCUGCUCUGUGGACCAUGUUGAAUUCAUGUGAAUUUUGCCAACCAAACCAUUUAAAGACAGUUUCUCCCUCUCCUGCCCCCUUGGGACUUUCCAUCUUCUGUUAAUUGAAGGGAAGUCCUUUGGAAGGCAGACAACAUCUUUAAUGAAAAUACGUUCCCUUCCUGUUCCUCUCCUGCCUGAUUUUAAAGGCCCUCUGCCACUGAAUAAUGAUGGCAAAACAGGGAGUCUAUCCGGAAGAACUUCAGGCUGUUAGGGUUUUGCUGGGAUUCGAACCUGGUUCGUUGGUGUGAUAAUCCAGCAAACCCCCACUAGGCCACCAGGGGGAUGACUCAAAUGCAGAGGCGUGAGGCGGAAGUAGAAAAAGAAUCAAAUGGUUUAUUUAAACUAUAUACACUAUAUACAGGGCAAAACAAAAGACAAAAAAAACCAAAGAGUAAAUCCAAAAGAAAAGCAAAGUGCAAAAAUUCAAAAGCUAAGAAGAUCAAAAACACAGUACAAAGGAAACUGGAGAUAAACAUAACAGCACAAAGACUCCGUGACAAGAGGACUGAACUCAGGGGUAUAAAUAGACAAACUAAUUAAGGACACAGGUGAAGAUAAUUAGGCAA
Neoarius graeffei (lesser salmon catfish) is the source of this 8172-nucleotide messenger RNA. RefSeq names its product inositol polyphosphate-4-phosphatase type I Ab (gene inpp4ab). The coding region runs from base 223 to 3177 and encodes 984 amino acids. The record is from RefSeq and is a predicted model, not a curated record. Gene Ontology annotation, cellular component: cytoplasm. The transcript has 23 exons. NCBI's taxonomy places the organism in Eukaryota, Metazoa, Chordata, Actinopteri, Siluriformes, Ariidae. Gene Ontology annotation, molecular function: phosphatidylinositol-3,4-bisphosphate 4-phosphatase activity.